Messenger RNA from Ornithodoros turicata, 1370 nucleotides. RefSeq lists its product as uncharacterized. The coding region runs from base 3 to 1370 and encodes 455 amino acids. The record is from RefSeq and is a predicted model, not a curated record. The transcript is spliced from 8 exons. NCBI's taxonomy places the organism in Eukaryota, Metazoa, Arthropoda, Arachnida, Ixodida, Argasidae.
GCAUGAUGUGGGGCACCUCACAACUCUUUGAUGCCUCACUUGAAAAGUCUCAUGACAAGGACCGGAGCUCCACUCCAGUACCUGAGCAGUUGGAUACGACAGUUGGAUCCUCCAGCCAACCUGACCCUAUGGAUGCGACGUUUCACCUGUCCACAGCAACGGAGAGCUCGGAUACUGAAGAUGAUGAAUACGAGAAGCAGCAGCAGCCUGGGCACUCAAAAUCUCGCAGUCGUCAAACAGUAAAUCCGGAGGAGCGGUUCUUCCUAGUCACUGAGUCCAGCCUGCAAGAAUUGUUGUGUGUCUGCCCCUUCUCCAUGAGUGAUGAAGCUCGUGUUGACACUACAACAAGGGGAACAUCUGUAAAGUCUACAACUGUUUGCAGCUGUGGCAAACAGCGCACUUGGCACAGCCAACCAUGGGUGAAGGACAGGCCACUUGGCAACAUCCUGCUAUGUUCUGCCAUUCUGUUUUCCGGGGUCAACAUCAGAAAAGCAUUUCGAAUGCUUGAUAUGAUGAAGGUGGCAACUCUAACGAAGUCACAGUACUUCAGGACGCAGAAGCAGAUCCUUUUCCCUGCUGUGAAUGACGUCUACAUGAGUAAGCAGGCUGAUAUCCUGGACCAGCUUCGUCCGGUGCCCCUGGUCCUUGCCGGAGACGGCAGGUGUGACUCACCUGGCCACACAGCACUCUAUGGUACAUACACUCUUCUGGAGACAGCUGUCAACCGCAUUAUCCACUUCGAAUUGGUGAAGUCAACCGAGGUCUCCAGCAGCAAUGCCAUGGAAGCGUACGGCCUUCAGAAAUGCCUAGCAUUCCUCGAGGCCCAAGACAUGGUUGUGGACAGUUUAGUCACUGACCGCCAUUCUGGGAUCAAGGCCAUGCUGAGGGAGUCCUGCCCACAUAUUAAACACCGAUUUGAUGUGUGGCACGUCGUGAAGGGUAUCAAGAAGAAGCUCAUAGCCCUGAGCCGCUCCACAAAGCACAAUGUUGUGAAACUGUGGAUUGAGAGCCUGACCAGGCAUGCCUAUUGGUGUCCGAAAACGAGUGGGGAUGAUGGGGAAUUGUGCAUCGCAAAGUGGGUGUCGGCACUUAACCACAUUGUCGACAUCCAUGAGCAUGACGACCCCCUGUACCCAGUUUGCUACCAUGGUCCGCUUUCGGAACCACGACAGUGGCUCAAAGAAGAUACAGAGACCUACAGACGAGUGAGGGAUAUCCUGAUGGCACCUAUGCUCCUGAGGGACAUCCCAAUGCUCUCCUCGCACGGGCAAACUUACGGACUAGAAGCUUUCCACAGUGUCCUCAUACAUUUCCUGCCAAAGUCCUAUUCAUUUUCGGACGAGGGGAUGGUCGCCAGGUAUGAUACAUAA